UGUUCCUUUUCUCUUUUUUUUGUUCUUCCUUACCUUAAGUAUAUAAAUCUUUAUCUGCAUGCACAAAUUUCUUGUAGAAUGGUUAGUGUCGCCUCUACUAUUAGUCAGUUUACUAUUUUUUCAUGGUUGUGCUCAUGGGCUUUAUCAUUUCCUAAUAUUGUUCAUUUAUUAACGUUUUUUUUUUUUUUAUGUUAAGAAGGCACUGUUGGCUAUAUGGUGGAGAGUGACUUAACCCUAGAAGUUGAAUUUAUUGCCUUAUGAGUUUACUUCAAGCUAAAUGUUCUUGCAAACUGCAAGGACCAAAUUUUGCACCUUGAACUUUGAGAAUAAAAGGAUAAUUCAAAUUUAUACCAUCAAAAGUAAAAUGUGAGAUUGUUGUUAUAAAUAGAAAAAGUGUCGAUUAACACUCAAUAGUGUCGAUCAUUAUUAUGGUAUCCAUGCAUGCAAAUGAAUAAGUUCAAGGAAGAUCUAUUUUUUGCACUUAGGGCAUAAAAGGUCUUUAAAUGGCCUAAAACGCUUAGGUAAAUUGAAUCUUUAUGUAUGACAACAUUUUUUAUAGCUUUACCAAGUUUGAAAUGAUAAACUUAUGCUGUUUAUGUGUCCAAGUGAGUAAGUUGAAUAUAUCUAUCUUUUUGCACUUUAAGAGCAUAAAAGGGACCAACUGAAUUGAGGGGCUUUAAACCUGCAGGCGGUAGCAGCAGCAACACGGUGCUGCCUGCUGAACUUGAAAUCCUUUCUCUCUGACUUCUUGCCUCUCUCUCUUUCUCUCAAAAAGUAAAGUUGGAAUUUCAACUUUGAAGUUACCAUUUUUUGAGCUAAGCAGCUAUUUUAGAAGCCCAACUUUUGCUUCAAAAAAUCACAAUGGACAAGCACACACCGCAAAUUAUUCAUAUUCCAGACAAGCCACGUGUUCCGCCCAGCCAGCAACCCACUGUGAAUGUUUAUGCUUCCAUAAUUGAACCAAAACAUGCCAAUACUCUUGUAAGGCGGCUUAAUCAGAUAGCACCGCUUGAAAAUCUCCGUCAUGUGAGGCGGAUUCGAAGAAGGCAUCUCCAAGUUCAAGGAGGAAGCCCAGAGCUGUCGGUGAUAUUAUGUUUAGCUUGUGAAAAUGAAACACAAUUCAACAGCAUGCCACCAGAUGUGCAAGAAAUUGUGAAUUCCUACAACUUGUGUCCUUUCAUUACAAAAGUUAGCAAAUAUGCAGCAUUAUCAAAAGAGGAGUGGGACGAGCAGUGCAAACUGUGGCCAACCUCAUAUCAUCCACUAACCUACAAUAUUGAUGGCAUUACUGGGUUUAGUGAAGAGGAUACUAAAUCAGUUUUCAGCUUUAUGAAGUCUGCUGUAGAGUUGGCAAAGUCUGGAGAUGGUUUGGUUGUCAAUGCUGCUGUAAUAGUAGAUCCAUCAGCUGGGCUGAUAAUUGCGAGUGCAUGUGAUGAAGUCUGUUCUUGGCAUAUGCCAACAAACAAAGUGAAAACUGAAACCUGUUGCUUCAAACAGUUGGAAACAUUCACUUCUCACGCUGAUGCUAACAGGAUAGUACGAGAUAUAACUAUGCUUUCAAAUGGUUCAUCUAAUAAUCUCCAACAAUGUUACACUGCUGUUUCUUGUUUAAACCCUUGGCAAUGGGCUCAGCACGCAUUUCAUAGAAGUCAUUGUUAUUGGCACCCAUUACGACAUGCUGCUAUUGUCGCUGUUGAAGCUUCUGCUGCCAGGGACAGACAUUUGUUCCCUGGUUCUGGCUACAAUGAAAAGUUGUAUGAAGUUGAUUGCACUCAUUCUUCGUCCUCAAUUUCUACAACAAAGAGACAAAAGAUCGUCAACCUUGCAAAUGUCAUCAAUGGUGGGGAACAUGAUGCUCAUAUUGAAGGUUCACACUCCUUAGCCAGGCCUUAUUUGUGUACUGGCUAUGACAUCUAUCUUGUCUGGGAGCCUUGUACAAUGUGUGCCAUGGGGCUUGUCCAUCAAAGAAUUAGGCGCAUAUUUUAUGCUUUCCCAAAUCCUGAAGCGGGCGCAUUGGGAAGUGUUCACAGGUUACAGGGUGAGAAAAGCUUAAAUCAUCACUAUGCUGUUUUCAGGGUCGUCUUGCCUGAAGAAGUCAUUGGGAGAACAAAAUUAAAAUUGUAGCUAUUUACAAUAACUGCUGGGAAAUGAAUGGUGUCCAACUGGGUAGUUGAGGGUAAUGACACAAGCCAUACAAGUGGCAUAGGGUUUAUGGUAGUAAUUCAGCUGGCUAGGGUGUAAAAAUAGUAUAUUAAAACUCACAUGGAGAAAUUUGAGUUUUAUCUAGACAAAAUGGUUCUUGUGAUCUUUGCUGAGUGCUGACAUGUUCAAUAGCAUUUUGAUUUUAUAAAUUUCCGGAAAUUCAUCUUUUAUAUAGCUUAUCUGCCUUGCAUUUGGAUUCUCUAAUGCAAAUUGAUAUUUGAACUAUAA
Theobroma cacao (cacao) is the source of this 2430-nucleotide messenger RNA. The record is from RefSeq and is a predicted model, not a curated record. Lineage: Eukaryota; Viridiplantae; Streptophyta; Magnoliopsida; Malvales; Malvaceae.